This is a messenger RNA of Didymodactylos carnosus, 836 nucleotides long. The record is from the annotation of a GenBank genome assembly. Lineage: Eukaryota; Metazoa; Rotifera; Eurotatoria; Philodinida; Philodinidae.
CAAACUUAUAUCCAUUUUUAAUUAUUGCCAAUGUUGGUUCAGUAGAUACAGGUACAAUCGAUGAUAUCUAAGGUUUAUCACUAUUGGCAAAAAAGUAUCAGUUAUGGUUGCAUGCUGAUGGUGCAUAUGGUGCGUGUUUUGCUUUGGUUGAGACAGUCCCCAAAUCUCUAAAGUCUCUCAAUUUAUGUGAUUCAAUCACUGCAGAUUUGCACAAAUCGUUUUUUCUACCGUACGGUACGGGAUUUUUAGCAGUGAAACGAAAAGAAGAUCUAUCGAAAACAUUUUGUAACGAAUAUGCUGCUUACUCCUGUCAUAUUGAUGAUUCAGAUGUUAAUUUUGCUGAAUUGUCAUUGGAACAAACGCGUGAAAUGAGAGGAUUGAGAGUUUGGUUACCCUUAAAAUUACUUCGUUCGAACACAUUUGCAUCGUGUUUGAAAGAAAAAUUAGAUUUAAUACAAUAUUUACAUGGUGAACUAGAACAAAUUCCAGGUAUUGUUAUCAUUAGCAAACCUGUCUUGUCCAUUCUUACAUUCAGACAUAUUCCGAUAAUAUUGAGACAUUUAUUUGAAAAAGAACAGCGAGUUAUUCAGAAUGCAAAUGUUGAAUCUCAAUUAUUAGCACAUAAUACACAGUUACUAUCAUCUAUCAAUAGUCGUGGUCGAGUUUUAUUGCACUCAACAAAAUUAUAUUUGAAUCAUGAUGAUCAAGAGGCAGUUAUGGUUAUUCGAAUUAUUGUACUCAGUUAUUUGACUCAUCGAACACAAGUGGAUCAAUGUAUCAAUGAUAUAAGAGCUAGUUGUAUGGAAAUGGACACACAGACGGCUUCACACAUGUGA